Aphis gossypii (cotton aphid) is the source of this 2590-nucleotide messenger RNA. RefSeq lists its product as uncharacterized. The record is from RefSeq and is a predicted model, not a curated record. NCBI's taxonomy places the organism in Eukaryota, Metazoa, Arthropoda, Insecta, Hemiptera, Aphididae. The coding region runs from base 33 to 2012 and encodes 659 amino acids. The transcript is spliced from 10 exons.
GAAGACGCUAUGACUGUCAUGUCUGUGCUCAAAUGCCCCUUUAUGACAACGCUCCUAUUACAAUAUCUUCCGCUCACACUCACAACCAUAUACCUACUCCACGUUAUUCAAUCGGGAUAAGACAAUUUAUGAAUAGAUUACGAGAAAGAGGAAUGAUGGAAAACAUUGCACCACACUUAAUAGUAGAUCAAGAAGCUCACCUCAACCCUGAAAUAGCAAUGGAAAUUGGACGUCCAGCAGCAAUAAGAUCCAUUCACAGGGCAAGACGUAGAGUUAAUCCUUCCAUACCACAGUUAUUAAGUGAUUGGCCGGAUAUCAUCAAUUCGGACGAAUUUGGACCACAACUAUUAUACGUCAAUGGGACGAGAGAUUUUUUUUUUCAAGGUUCUCUUGAAAUCCUAAGGGAUGAUGGCAGUAUCCGAUUUGUUGGUUUAGUGUUCACAAAUGUCGCAUUUCUGCAGCAAAUGAAUGCACAUAUCCAAACUGUGAGAACACUAUGUAUGGAUGGUACUUUCCAAGUUCGUCCAAGACAACCGCCAGAUAUUGAACAAUUAUUCACGGUUCAGAUUAUUUUGAAUAAUGUGGCAAUUCCAAUAGUUCACAUCCUCAUGGUAGAUCGUCUGACGGAAUCAUACUGCAGAGUCUUACAAUUUUUACGGGAAGACUUGGAUUUGAAUUUAGAUUACCAACAAUUACAGAUCAUAACUGAUUUUGAACAAGCACUUAGAAAUGCUAUUAAUAGAGUUAUGCCUGAAGUCAACAACUCUGGCUGUUGGUUUCAUUUCAUCCAAGUUAGUGUUAAAAAUAGAUAUAAUUCAAAAUUAUAUGAGAAUAAAAUAAUACCAAAUUUUUUUCAGAGUAUUGUCCGUUUCAUAAGAAGCCAUCAGCUUACACAAUUAAGUACUACAAAUGAAGAUGCGAGGAGGAUCUUAAGAAUGUUGAUGUCAUUAGCACAUUUGCCUGCCGAUGAAAUAAGGUAUCACGGUGUGGCAUUUUCUAUCCAGUUGGGAUUUCAUGUUAUUCAAGACACUGUAACUGAGUACCAUCUUGAUGUGGAAUUACAUGAGCUUAUGCAAUAUUUUCAACGGUAUUGGAUGGACACAGUAACGCCACAAAGAUUCUCUGUUUACGGCCUCCAACAUAGGACGAAUAACUACAUUGAAUCAUAUCAUAGUUCACUCCUAAGAUUGAUGGGUCAACAUCCAUCUCUCUACCAGUUCUAUGAUCACUUACGAACAAUAGAGGAGAGGUCAAGAAAUGAUCUAAGAAGGGCGGUAAAUGGACAGCAGGUAAGACAGUUGAGCUAUUCUGUAAAUAAUCGAAGUACCACUACUAUUAGAAAUGCAUGGAGAUCAGUAGAAAAUGGCAAUUAUGAUUUACGUGCAUUUUUAAGAAAUGUGUCUUACAUACCGGAACAAAUCAUUAGGAACCAAAUAGGAGAGCAAAACUUUGGACUAAUGCCGGAAAUUAACAACUUGGCAAUACCCCCACGCGCAAGGGUUUUACGACCACUAUUACUGGGUCCACUGCGUCCACCACCGUUAGCUGUAGUCCCAGCAGUUCAGCCACCACUAUUGCGGAUUCAACAACCUGCAGUUCAUCAACCACCACCCAUUGAACAAGCGCCAAUACAACUUGCAGUUCAUCAGCCACCACCCAUUGAACAAGCUCCAAUACAACCUGCUGAAGUGGUUAGACGUAGAAAUCGUCAAAGAAGAGGUCAGCCUUAUUUGCGAGGUCAUCAUGAACCUCAAAACCAUGGUCGCCAAAUGGUAAGGGUGAAUAUGGAAGAGGCUUGGGCUGAAUUUUUAGUAGACCGUGAUGCAAGAUCGAUAUCUCCUGACCAAGAAAUGCUGGAGUUGUGCACUAUUUGUAUGGAUAGAGUGGUGACAGUUACAAUAAGACCUUGCAACCAUACAUUUUGUAGAACCUGCAUAAGAAGGAUGAGACAAGAACUGUACAAUGUAUGUCCUUUAUGUAGAGGACAAAUAAAUAAUUAUGAAAAUUAUUAGUUUUUACUAUAAUUUUAUACUUUUAUACAAUAUUAUGUUUUUUUUUUUAUUAUACCUAACCACUAUACAGUUUUUUUUUAAUUUUCCAAUCAGUUUGUUUUUUUAUUUGUGUUUAUUUCAUCCUGGCACCCAACAGGUAGGGGUUUUUAUUUUUUAAGUAAUAAAAUCAAGAAAAUUUUUGGUGAUUUAAAAAAAUAAUAAUAAAUAAAUUGCAGGUUAGGACAUAAUCAUAUUAUUUUUAUAGAGUAUACCAGUCAUCGGGACUAAUUCAAAGAAUAAUUUAUAAUAAAUACUUCCUUUUUUUAUUGAGAGAAUCUUAAUUAUAUUUUUUUAAUAUGAUUUGUAGGUGUUACAAUAGUUUGUUUAUUUGGUUAAUUUAAUUGUUCCAUCUUUUAUUUUAAAGUGCAUAAUUUGGGUAUAUUUAAGGAUACAAAAUCAUUGUAUACCUACUACUGCCCGGGCCUAUCAAGCAAGGCCAGAUUAUGGUCAUAAUAAAAGGGGGCUAUUACUUAUUAUUAAAAAUAAGUUCAUUUUUCAUUAGUAAGAUUUUUAGUAAUUUGUAAUAAAUAUUAAUAUUA